GGAUACGGAGCUUUCCCGGAGGGCUGGCUCCCGAGGUGCGCAGCCCGCCCAAACGGGAGGGUGGCGGCAAGGGGAGCUGGACCACGGCACCUCGCUGGGCCCGGCGAUGCCUCCGGCAGCAGCUACUGCCAAACGCGGGGCACUUCUCCUGACUUUUGCCUUGGAUGACCAGCAAAGGCCAGAGAUGCUAGACAGGGCAAGAAACAAAGCUCGAGUUAAAGCUUGUUACAUCAUGAUUGCACUCUCCAUCGUCGCCUGUUUCGCAGUGAUUGCCUCGGCUAAGAAGGCGGCUGCACGUCACGAGUCCUUAACAAGCUGGAAUCUGGCAAAGAAGGCCCAGUGGCGGAAGGAGGCGGCGCUGGCAGCCGAGUCGAAGCCAAAGUAA
Messenger RNA from Cariama cristata (Red-legged seriema), 385 nucleotides. RefSeq names its product family with sequence similarity 162, member B (gene FAM162B). Lineage: Eukaryota; Metazoa; Chordata; Aves; Cariamiformes; Cariamidae. The annotation marks the transcript as partial. The transcript has 3 exons. The record is from RefSeq and is a predicted model, not a curated record.